Messenger RNA from Phytophthora nicotianae INRA-310, 1494 nucleotides. RefSeq lists its product as hypothetical. Lineage: Eukaryota; Oomycota; Peronosporomycetes; Peronosporales; Peronosporaceae. The transcript has 2 exons. Gene Ontology annotation, cellular component: extracellular region. The record is from RefSeq and is a predicted model, not a curated record. Gene Ontology annotation, biological process: ceramide catabolic process; long-chain fatty acid biosynthetic process; sphingosine biosynthetic process. Gene Ontology annotation, molecular function: N-acylsphingosine amidohydrolase activity. The coding region runs from base 1 to 1494 and encodes 497 amino acids.
AUGGGAGUUUUUCGGAUCCUCAGCCUGUUACUCUUCGCUCCCCAACUAUUUCAGCAUGGUCAAGCCUACAACAUCGGUAUCGGCCAGAGCGACAUUACUGGUCCUGCCGCUACAAUCGUCAUGAUGGGUUUCGCCGACUCAACCGAGACAACUCAAGGGAUUCUAAAUCGCGAGUAUGCUCGUGCCUUCCUGAUCGAAGACGCGGACACCAACAACAGAGUCAUGUUCGUGCAUUGCGAUCUGAUGUCGGUCAUGCAACUCGUCCACCAAGAAGUCCUCACGAAACUCGCCUCGAAAUAUCACGGCCUGUACACGGAGCAAAACGUUAUUCUACAUGCAUCACACACGCAUGCCGGCCCUGGAGGUACCGCAGGGUAUUUCCUCUACGACGUCUCCAUCUUAGGAUUCGUGAACGACACUUUCGAGAAGAUCGUCAGCGGAAUCCUGGAAGCCAUCGAUGCAGCGCAUCAUUCCAUGGAGAAUGGAACUAUUCGUUGGAACAAAGGUGAAGUGGUCAAGGGUGGUAAUAACCGCUCUCCCAAGGCUUACCUGGCCAAUCCUGCAUCCGAGAGAGCGCUCUAUGACAGCAACAUUGACACGACAAUGCGCGCGCUACACUUCUAUAACGAUGAGGGCAAGCUUCGAGGCGUUUUGGCCUUCUAUCCUGUUCAUCCGACAAGUCUGACGGGGAAGAACCAUCUUAUCAGUGGCGACAACAAGGGUUACGCUGAAUUUUUGCUGGAAGACGAGCUAGAUGAUGUUAUUGUGGGGAUUGGAAUUGCGAAUGCUGGAGAUGUUAGCCCGAACUUGGUUGACAAUGGCAACGGUACAUUCCGUGGCGAAGGCAAGACUUUGAUCGAGUCUGCAGAGAUCAUGGGGAAGCGGCAGUAUGAUACGCUCUCUGCACUCAUCGAAGGAGACUCGGAGCUUAUUGAGGGCUCUGUUGUGGCCAAUCUCUCCUAUAUCGACUUUGCUAAAGUUUCUUUGAAUGGAGUUAAUGCCACCGCCGAUAACCCGUACGCCGAUAGAACUUGUCCCGCUGUCCUCGGACAGAAUUUUGGUGCCGGUACAGAAGAUGGUCGAGGGGUCGGGGGAUUCACGGAGGGUGAUCUCAAGGCCAACAAGCUCUUUAGAACACUGGGAGCUAUCAUCAAGAAGACACCGAAGUGGGUGCAGGACUGUCAGGACGUCAGCAAAGUGCCACUUCUAGCUGUCGGACUAAUGGAACCGAAGCCGUGGGUACCGGCAAUUCUACCUGUACAGAUCGUCAAAAUCGGCCAGUUCGGGAUCGCUGUGACCAACUUUGAGACUACAACCAUGUCUGGCCGACGAAUCCGAAAGACGGUGAAGAAAGCUCUGGCAGCAGCUGGUGUCAAGGAAGUUGAGUUGGCUUCUGUCAGCAACGGGCGCAUCCACUCUUUUUGGGCCGAAUCAACUGGCUGCAGUACAACAAGAGCUGGCUCGAGUGGCUGCAUCGGUGGUCGAUGCAUCUAA